ACAAAAAUAGAAACCUCGUGAACUUCGUAAAAACACUUAACGGCGUUUAACCGAACUCAACGUGACUCCGUUAAUGGUUUCAUUAUCGGUGGUGAAGUGAGACACCUCCUCCUUCUCAACUUAACUCUAUGUGACUUCUCUCUCUCUCACUCUCUCACCUCUUAAUCUUUCUCAUUCUCACUCUCUCACACUGUCCCUCUCUCUCUAAACUUAAAAAAUCGCUUGAAUGACUUGAUCACACUGCACAAACAUUAUUGAUAGAGCUUAUGAUCAAAGAGUUUUGCCGGAAAUGGGGAAGAAAGGGAAUGGUGGAUGGUUCUCAACGGUGAAGAAGAAGGUCUUUAAGUCCUCUCCUAAAGACUCGAAGAGAGAGAACAACAUUAGCAACAGCGACGCCAACAGGUGGCAGCAGCAAAACGACACGCAAGAAGUCGUGUCUUUUGAAAAGUUUCCGGAGGAAAGUUCGCCGGAGAUCUCCCAUGACGUCGAGAGCAUAGCUUCUACUCCGGCACCGGCUGUUGGAGAGAGAAAACAUGCCAUGGCUAUGGCCACGGAAGAUGCUGCUAAAGCUGCGGUUGCGGCCGCAGAAGCCGCGGCUAAAGUCGUUCGUCUUGCCGGCUAUAACCGCCUAACAGAGGAAGAUACCGCCGCAGUGCUCAUCCAAUCGCACUACAGGGGUUAUUUGGCGAGACGAGCACUUCGUGCCUUAAAAGGACUAGUUAGGCUACAAGCAUUGGUACGUGGUAACCACGUACGUAAACAGGCACAAAUGACCAUGAAAUGUAUGCAAGCUCUAGUUCGUGUCCAAGGCCGAGUGAGAGCCAGAAGGCUCCGAGUGGCUCAUGACCGGUUUAAGAAACAGUUUGAAGAAGAAGAGAGUCGAUUUAUGAAGGAAAAAUCGAACAAAGGAUCUGCGAAUGUCCAAACCGAACGAGAAAAAAAGAAGAAAUUACACGAAGUGAACGAAACCAGCCUGUACCAAACUCCAGGAAAGGGAAAAGAGAAGACUCAAGAAAUGAUGGAAAGAGAGAGGGCCCUUGCUUAUGCAUACACCUACCAGCGGCAAAUGCAACACACAAAUGAUGGCGAUGCAAUUAGAUUUUCUGUCAAUGGGCCUGAUAGAAGUCAAUUAGAUUGGAACUGGCUUGACCAUUGGAUGUCUUCCCGACCAUACACAGGCCGUCAAACCGUACCUGGUUCCAGUCCCGGUCCUGGUCAGUACAAUCCUCCUCCAUAUCCACCUUUCCCCACAGCUGCAGCAACCACGGCUGGUAACACCACACCGGAUGAUGUAUCGGAGAAAACGGUGGAAAUGGACGCGACCACUCCUACUAGCCUCAAGGACAGGAUAAUCGGUCUAAUUGACCGAGAGUAUAUAGAGUUAGGAACAUACAGACAAGCCCAUAAGCAACGUAAAAGCCCAACCCGUAUACCAAGCUAUAUGGCUCCAACUGCAUCUGCAAAGGCUAAAGUUCGUGACCAAGGCACUACCGUCAAGCUUCAAGGUACUUCUUUUAUUCCAAAUUGGAACUCGUCGACCAAACAAGGUUCGAUUAAUGGGUCGGGUUGUGGUUCGUCAAGUUCUUGUGGAGAAGUAAUAACCGGUUAUCCCGGUCUCAGGAGUCCUAACCCCAAAACGGACAUCCGACGUAAACCCGUUAGUCCUAGUCAAAGUCCUACCGGAUACGGGAAGAGAGGCUGGAGGCAUGAUCAUUAGAAGAAGUAUCUGAAUCUUUUUUUGGUUUCUUGGAAUAAAAACUUAACGUAUGUGUGGUUGGUUAUCUGAAUAUAUAACUUAUUUGAUAAAAUUGUAUAUGACAUGAAUAAACGAACAUAUUUUCUCUAGUUGGUCAGAGCAAUAUGUUAUGAAUGAAAUACUCUCUCUUUAAAAUA
Brassica rapa (field mustard) is the source of this 1893-nucleotide messenger RNA. Its product is annotated as protein IQ-DOMAIN 1. Gene Ontology annotation, molecular function: protein binding. Lineage: Eukaryota; Viridiplantae; Streptophyta; Magnoliopsida; Brassicales; Brassicaceae. The record is from RefSeq and is a predicted model, not a curated record.